CGUCACCGCAGAGGCGAUAAAUAUCUGUUGAUAUAAUUGGACGUGAGAUUUGGGGUUGCGAUAGCGAAACUCGGCCCAUCGCCGCUCCGACGGGCCCCCAUGAUUUAUUCAGCAGUGGAUCGGGGCACGCAAUCGGGCUGUCAGGAGAGCGUCAGCUUAUUAGGCAAGUUCUGCGUGAUUCCAGGAGAGGGUCUAAGCUAUAAAAAUCCCGCGCCCCGGCUCUGAUUAGGACCAAAUCUGAUCCCAAGUUCGCCAGGAGCCGGCUCCGAGGGAGAGCGAGAGGGAAGGGACGCCGGGCACCGCCGAACCCUGCCGCUGCCUGCCCUGCCCUGCCGCCGCCGCCGCCGCCCCAGGUUUGGGCCCCGACCAUGAAGGUCCCGCUGCUGGUCUCCACGGGAAUCCUGCUGGUCGCCCUCCUGCCCUGCCAGGAGUGCAGAGCUCUCAGCAAGAGCCCGGUAGCCACCCACGGGGCUCUGCACCAGCCAGAUUUCUUCCAGCAGCAGCAGCAGCAAACUCUGCCCGUCCUGCUCCGCAUGGGAGAAGAGUAUUUCCUGCGCCUGGGCAACCUCAACAAGAGACCCGUUGGCUCUUUCUCCGCCUCUUCCAGCAGCACCAGCCACCUACAGCCCGAAGCCUCCGCCAGCAACUUUUUCCGGGCGGCGGUGCAACAGCUGCAGCAGCUGCCCGAGCGCUCGCUGGGGAGCCCCGAGGAGGGCGAAGCCGAGGGUGAGGCCGUGGAGAGGGAGAAGCGAUCCGAGGAGCCCCCUAUUUCUCUGGAUCUGACUUUCCACCUCCUGCGAGAAGUCUUGGAGAUGGCCCGAGCCGAGCAGUUAGCGCAGCAAGCUCACAGCAACAGGAAACUGAUGGAGAUAAUCGGGAAAUGAAACGGCCCCUCCCCGCCUUGCCAAAGAGAUUCCGCAGUUAGCACAAGAGUAAUUACACCGUCCGAUGUACCAUAGUGCUGCUCUGAUGUCAUCUCUUUAUUUUUAUAUAGCUUUAAACCUAGAAGGGUGUACUCCGAACAGCCUCUGUCCCUUGACUAGCAUGCACAACCGUGUACCAAGUGCAGAAACACGAGUGUCGUUUGUAACCUCCCCUACCUUUAUUUAUUUCUCCAUUUCCCAGUUAUUCUAGUGCCAUUGCUACGUAGGGAUGUGUGAGCAUUGG
Molecule: messenger RNA, 1167 nt
Organism: Grus americana (Whooping crane)
Lineage: Eukaryota; Metazoa; Chordata; Aves; Gruiformes; Gruidae
Gene: CRH
Product: corticotropin releasing hormone
Exons: 2
Coding region: 369-884 (171 amino acids)
Biological process (GO): positive regulation of cortisol secretion; negative regulation of epinephrine secretion; negative regulation of glucagon secretion
Cellular component (GO): extracellular region
Molecular function (GO): corticotropin-releasing hormone activity
Source: RefSeq, a predicted model, not a curated record